AGUAAACACAGCGAAUUUCUUGUAACCAAAGCCGCGUCCGGAAAAUACGUUGCCGACCACUCAUCCUAAAAAUCGGAGCAGAGAAGAAAAUUGAACAAAAUAGAUGAUGCGAAUGCUGCAGGAGGAAGACAAAGCAGUCCACGUCAAUUGUUCGUCCAUGUGGCCGUACCCCACUGGCCAGGAGGCCUGCUAUCAUCUUGGCAUUGUUGGGAGGGAGACCCGCCCCGGUCAUUUGCACUCUGCUGGUAUUGUUUUUUUUUUUUGAACUCCACUCUGCUGGUAUUGUUGUCUUUGCUGUUGGCUGGGAUGUGGGCUUGUUAGACCAGUCUCAGUAAAAAUUUUAUGGGCACAAUUAUUUAGACUGAGAACUAAAUAAUUAUGCUAGAUAAAUUUCAUAGUGAUUAAACUCUCCUCACAUUUCAGAAAACUUUAUCCUUCUUUUUUCUUGUCAUGUCAGUAAAAUUGAUGAUAUUUAAUGUCACGAAACUUUUCAUGGAAUCUUCAUUAAGAGUGACUUUACCACUGUACUAGUACAACAAAAUAGCAGUAUCAGAUCAGCAGUAGCACAGGGACAAGGGGCCGGUUUGGUGCGGCUCCCGCCAGCUUCUACAGGCAGCAGCUGGAGGAGCCACAAUUUGCUGUUCCUUUGGCUCGAGGCCGUCCAUCCCUUUUCUCCUUCAACAACCCUGUCAUCCCUCCUCUUUUGAUCCUCACAUCAAUGCUGAUCAAGGUUAGUGCCGCCACUGACAAACUACUCCUAUAAGCUAAUUGCAGAGCAAGCAUCCCCAACCCCAAUCCUCUUUGUGUGGCUGCCUUUACUUUGUUCGGAUCGAAAGCGGUCGUGCGUGUCGCCACCGGCAGUUUAUCCGGCCGCUCCCUCCUAUCUUGGAUCCAGCAUCAGCUUGUAUUGCAUCCCAUUCCAUCCCAUCCUUCGUUGGGCCACGUACGGCCAGCCUCCAAUCCCGGUCUCGGGUGCCCGGGGUCGCUAUAUAUAUAGCUGCCACUGAGUUGGCCAGUGGAUGAACAGGAUCGCCGUGGGCGCUCCGGGCGAGCUGUCGCACCCUGACACUGCCAAGGCUGCCGUCUCCGAGUUCAUCUCCGUGCUCAUCUUCAUCUUCGCCGGCUCCGGAUCCGGCAUGGCCUUCAGCAAGCUCACCGCCGGCGGCGCAACCACUCCUGCUGGCCUCAUCGCCGCGUCUCUGGCGUACGCCCUGGCCCUCAUCGUCUCCGUCUCCAUCGGCGCCAACAUCUCCGGCGGUCACGCCAACCCGGCCGUCACGUUCGGCGCCUUCGUGGGCGGCAACAUCACCCUCUUCAAGGCCGUCGUCUACUGGGUGGCGCAGUUGCUCGGCUCCGUCGUCGCCUGCCUUCUCCUCAAGAUCGCCACCGGCGGGGCGGCUGUGGGCGCCCUAUCUCUGUCCGCCGGCGUGGGCGCCUGGAACGCCGUCGUCUUCGAGAUCGUCAUGACCUUCGGCCUCGUCUACACCGUGUACGCCACCGCUGUGGACCCCAAGAAGGGCGACCUCGGCGUCAUCGCGCCCAUCGCCAUCGGCUUCAUCGUCGGCGCCAACAUCCUCGCCGGCGGCGCAUUCGACGGCGCCGCCAUGAACCCCGCCGUGGCCUUCGGCCCAGCCGUCGUCACCGGCGUGUGGGAGAACCACUGGGUGUACUGGCUCGGCUCCUUCGUGGGCGCGGCCAUCGCAGCGCUCGUCUAUGACAUCAUCUUCAUCGGACAGCGCCCGCACGACCAGCUGCCCGCCACCGACUACUGAUCGCCUCGCCGGACGAUCACCACCAUGGAUGCAUGCAUUCCAAUCGUUGAUUCUCUUCCAUUCAACUCUUGUCCAUC
This is a messenger RNA of Panicum virgatum (switchgrass), 1849 nucleotides long. RefSeq names its product probable aquaporin TIP1-2. Gene Ontology annotation, biological process: transmembrane transport; water transport. Lineage: Eukaryota; Viridiplantae; Streptophyta; Magnoliopsida; Poales; Poaceae. The coding region runs from base 1020 to 1772 and encodes 250 amino acids. Gene Ontology annotation, molecular function: water channel activity. The transcript is spliced from 3 exons. The record is from RefSeq and is a predicted model, not a curated record. Gene Ontology annotation, cellular component: membrane.